Funneliformis mosseae is the source of this 126-nucleotide messenger RNA. NCBI's taxonomy places the organism in Eukaryota, Fungi, Glomeromycota, Glomeromycetes, Glomerales, Glomeraceae. The record is from the annotation of a GenBank genome assembly.
AUGGUAAGCAAAAGACAAAUUGGCCAAAGGGCAAUUUGUGUAGAGGAGAAUUUGGCAUGUGGACAAUUUUGCAAAGACAUUUUGUCCACGGAACAUAUUGGUCCGGAAGAAAUCAUGGAUAAUUGA